Asterias rubens (European starfish) is the source of this 741-nucleotide messenger RNA. RefSeq names its product histone H3, embryonic-like. The transcript is spliced from 2 exons. Gene Ontology annotation, molecular function: structural constituent of chromatin; protein heterodimerization activity; DNA binding. Gene Ontology annotation, cellular component: nucleosome. Lineage: Eukaryota; Metazoa; Echinodermata; Asteroidea; Forcipulatida; Asteriidae. The record is from RefSeq and is a predicted model, not a curated record. The coding region runs from base 1 to 741 and encodes 246 amino acids.
AUGUCUGGACGCGGUAAAGGUGGAAAGGGGCUUGGCAAGGGGGGUGCAAAGCGCCAUCGCAAAGUGUUGCGGGACAACAUCCAGGGUAUCACCAAGCCGGCCAUCCGUCGUCUGGCACGCCGAGGGGGUGUCAAGAGAAUCUCCGGUCUGAUCUACGAGGAGACCCGCGGUGUCCUCAAGGUGUUCUUGGAGAAUGUCAUCCGUGAUGCCGUAACGUACUGCGAACACUCCAAGAGAAAAACUGUCACCGCCAUGGAUGUCGUCUACGCACUCAAGAGACAAGGCCGCGGGCUCUUCGUAAUUUCAUUCACUGAUCUUUCAGAAAACAAAAUGGCUCGUACCAAGCAGACCGCACGUAAAUCUACAGGAGGAAAGGCUCCUCGCAAGCAGUUGGCCACCAAGGCAGCCCGCAAGAGCGCCCCAGCCACCGGCGGAGUCAAGAAGCCCCAUCGUUACAGGCCCGGAACCGUCGCUCUCCGUGAGAUCCGCCGUUACCAGAAGAGCACAGAGCUUCUCAUCCGCAAGCUCCCCUUCCAGCGUCUGGUCCGUGAGAUCGCUCAGGACUUCAAGACCGAGCUCCGCUUCCAGAGCUCUGCCGUCAUGGCUCUUCAAGAGGCCAGCGAGGCUUACUUGGUCGGACUCUUCGAGGACACCAACUUGUGCGCCAUCCACGCCAAGCGUGUGACCAUCAUGCCCAAGGACAUCCAGCUCGCCCGCCGCAUCCGUGGUGAACGUGCUUAG